Messenger RNA from Miscanthus lutarioriparius, 825 nucleotides. The record is from the annotation of a GenBank genome assembly. NCBI's taxonomy places the organism in Eukaryota, Viridiplantae, Streptophyta, Magnoliopsida, Poales, Poaceae.
AUGGGUCUGCGGGCGGCGAUGGGAUGUUCGUCCUUGCCGUCCUCCCGUGCGCUGUGGCUCACGACGGCCGUCGUCGCGGCGCUCGCGGCCGCGGCCGGCGCGCAGGCGCAGCUGUCUCUGUCGCCGGGGUUCUACGACGCGACGUGCCCGGGGCUGCAGCCCAUCGUGCGCCGCGUCGUGGCGCGGGCCGUCCGGAUGGAGCCGCGCAUGGGGGCGUCCCUCCUCCGCCUCUUCUUCCACGACUGCUUCGUCAAUCUCGGCGGGCCGAGGUGGACGGUGCCGCUAGGCCGGCGCGACGCGCGCAACACGAGCGCGGGCGCGGCGAACGCCAACCUCCCACCGCCGGACGCGAGCCUACCGACGCUGCUGUCCAUGUUCGGCGCCAAGGGCCUGGACGCGCGGGACCUGACGGCGCUGUCGGGCGCGCACACGGUGGGGCGCGCCCGCUGCGUGGUGUUCCGCUCCCACAUCUACAACGACACCGCCACCAACGCCACCUUCGCGGCGGAGCUCCGGGGCACCGUCUGCCCCUACACGGGCGGCGACGCCAACCUGGCGCCGCUGAAGCCGGAGGCGCCCGACACCUUCGACAACGGCUACUUCCGGGACCUGAUCACCCGCCGCGUGCUGCUGCGCUCGGACCAGGCGCUGUACGACGGCGGCAACGGCACCACGGACGCGCUCGUGCGCGCCUACGCCGCCAACGGGACGGCCUUCGCGGCCGACUUCGCCGCCGCCAUGGUGAGGAUGGGCAACCUGGGCCCGCCCGCGGGGAGCGCCGCCGCCGCUGCCGAGGUCCGGCUCAACUGCCGGCGAGUGAACUGA